Molecule: messenger RNA, 3314 nt
Organism: Elgaria multicarinata webbii
Lineage: Eukaryota; Metazoa; Chordata; Lepidosauria; Squamata; Anguidae
Product: inter-alpha-trypsin inhibitor heavy chain H4-like
Exons: 18
Coding region: 22-2115 (697 amino acids)
Biological process (GO): hyaluronan metabolic process
Molecular function (GO): serine-type endopeptidase inhibitor activity
Source: RefSeq, a predicted model, not a curated record
UGUGGCUCUGUCAUUUCCAAAAUGGAAAGGCAAGUUUUCACUCUCUGGCUGGUCUUUUCUUCGCAGAUAGUGUUAGCAGACCUGGCUGUACAUCAGAAUGCCAUUGAAAUCUACAGCCUGCAUGUGGACUGCAAAGUUACAUCACGGUUUGCUCACACGGUCAUAACCAGCAGAGUUGUCAACAAGGCAAAUGAAUCCAAGGAGGCCCUAUUUGAAGUGGAAUUACCCAAGACAGCCUUCAUCACAAACUUCAGCAUGACCAUAGAUGGAGAAACAUAUCCUGGAAUAAUCAAGGAGAAGAAAUCUGCACAAGAUCAGUAUGAUGCUGCCGUUUCACGAGGGCAAAGCGCUGGAUUGGUCAAAUCGGCUGGAAGAAAAUUAGAGCAGUUUCAUGUUUCAGUCAACGUUGCAGCAGCAGCUAAAGUGACCUUUGAGUUGAUCUACGAGGAGCUGCUAAAGCGGAAGCUGGGAAAGUAUGAACUGCUGAUUAAGGUCAAGCCCAAACAGCUGGUGAAUCACUUCCAGAUUGAUACCCACAUCUUUGAACCGCAAGGCAUCAGUUUCUUGGAAACGGAAAGCACCUUCAUGACCAAUGAGCUGAGCAAUGCCCUCACCAAGGUCCAGGAUGAGACCAAGGCCCACAUUUCAUUUAAGCCAACCAUAUCUCAACAAAGAAAAAGCCCCGAACUGGAAGAAACUUUGCUCAAUGGAGAUUUUCUCAUCCGUUAUGAUGUUAAAAGGAGUGUCGCUGCGGGCGAUAUACAGAUUGUGAAUGGAUAUUUUGUCCACUAUUUUGCACCGAGUCAAAUGCCAGCAUUUCCCAAAAAUAUAAUCUUUGUGAUAGAUAAAAGUGGAUCUAUGUCUGGCAAGAAAAUUCAGCAGACAAUAGAGGCCCUGCAAAAGAUUUUGGGAGAUCUUAACCCUGAAGACCACUUUAACUUAGUCAUCUUUAGUGGAAAUGUUGCUGAAUGGCGUCCAUCUUUGUUGCAAGCCACAGAGGAGAACGUGGAACUGGCUAAACAAUAUGUUCAGACCAUUUUUGCUCAAGGAGUAACAGAUAUCAAUGGGGCUCUUCUGGCUGCAAUUCGUUCCCUGGAUAAAGCCACCUCUGCUGAGUUACUGCCAGACAGAAGUGUAUCAAUGAUCAUUUUGUUGACAGACGGUCAACCCACUACUGGUGUUACUAAUGUCAAUGAGAUUCAAGCAAACAUAAAGAGGGCUAAUGAAGGCAAAUACUUCCUCUACUGUCUUGGCUUCGGCUUUGACGUCAGCUACUCAUUUCUGGAGAAGAUGGCCUUAGACAACGGGGGAGUUGCUAGGCGUAUAUACGAGGACUCGGAUGCAGCCCUGCAGCUCCAGGGCUUUUAUCAUGAGGUCGCUACUCCCAUCCUGAAGGAGAUUGAAAUGAAAUAUCCAGACAAUGUUGCACUGGAAAUCACUCAGAAUAAUUUCAAGCUGCUCUUUGAUGGCUCUGAAAUUGUAGUCGCUGGAAAGCUUGGAAAUGAAAUAGAUGUUUUCCCUGUGGAAAUUAAUGCUCAGUCGCAUACUAGCAAUCUGACCCUUAAAGAAGAGGCAAAUGUAUCAGAAAAGGAGCAAGUAUUUCAGCAUCAGGAAUACAUCUUUGGAAAUUUCAUUGAGAGAUUAUGGGCCUACCAAACAAUUCAACAACUUUUAGAAAAAUCUGUUUCUGCGGAAGGAGAAAAACGGAAAAACCUGGACGCCCAAGCUUUGAAUCUCUCCUUGAAGUUUAGCUUUGUCACGCCCCUCACUUCCAUGGUGGUGACCAAGCCUGAUGCUCAAGAGGUGGCAAACAAACCUACAGAGGCAGAUAAUGAAAAUUUCAGGCAACAGCAUCGUGUCGUUUCACGUGUGAUUUCGGGGAGACAAGGACAUCCUGCGAGCCGAAGAAAGGAAAGCCACUACGGAUCCCGGUUUCUUUCCAUUCCAGUACAAAGUUUCAUCCGUCGUGACAAAUACGUCCCCAACACAUAUCGCACUGAAAGAAGGUUUGAAAGCGGAAGUAUCAUGAAAGAGAAGCGGAGGAAAAAUGACGGUAAGGAAAUGCAGUUGCUCCCACCCCGUCAGAUGACGCUAGGUAACUCCCAUUUUGCUUAACCUGAUUUGGCAUUGCAAAGAACCUAUUGCAACUUUGCCUGUCAAUGGCAGAUUAGACAUGAAAGGACAGCCACGUGGAUUUUAUCCCUGUGAAGUGCCCGAUUCUCAUAGGAAGUCAGGGUGGAGGUGGAAUGGGGCAUUAUUGCUUACAUUGAAAGGAACGAGGAGGGGAAUAAAGACCACCACCCCAACCUCCCCAGCCUGACCUUGCUGCACUCUGUUACUUGAGCAAAUCCCCCCACUAAAAAGCAGAGCAUGGUGCCCUCCAGGUGUGUUGGGAACUUUGAAGGGAACUAUAGUCCAACAUCCCUAGAGGGCACUAGUUGGGGAAGACUGGCGUGGAGGGUUGUUCUUUACUUCCUAUCAUCAUCAUCAUCAUCAUCAUCUCCAACAUCAAUUUUGGCAAGCCCUUAAGCUUCUUUAGCCUUGAGCAGUAUACCACCAACUUCCCCGUGAGAGCAUUAUGCAAGUGAGCGAUACUAUCCAAGCAAGUGAAGGGACUUCUGCUUUUGAUGCUGAUGAGCCCUUGAAUCAAAAUGGGCCCUGAAAUUGCAACCCAUUCAUUCUGAAUAAUUUGAAAGUGUUGUAAAAUAAUUUGUUUAAAUUGGGACCAUUCAAAAUUGGGUUGGUGGGUAAGUUUUGUUAACUUUUGUAAACUGCCCAGAGAGCUUCAGCUAUGGAGCGGUAUAUAAAUGCAAUAAAUAAAUAAUAAAAAAUAAAAAUAAGUUCAACUAUCAAUGGUGGCAAUUGAUUUCUGUUAAAACAGUUGGAAUCCUCUCCUCCUAGGUAUAUGUUUUAAUCCCAGUCUGCAUUAAAUGUUUGUUUGUUUAAGUAUUUCUUUGCUGCCUUUUAGGGCCAUGCUCUCUCAAGGCAACUUAAAUAAAAAUAAUGAAAUCGAAAUUCACUCAACGAAGGGUUGUCAGCUACCACAGUCCGUUUUCACAGUGGAAAAGGGAAAUUUCCUGCUGACAUUUAUACUUAAUAAACUGCAGCACAGAAGGAAAAAUGGAUAAUUUAGUUGCUGUUUCCUGUCCUUUCACCCUUUCAAUCAAAACUAUUUGCAAUCUAUUUGAAUUUGGUGUGCGUAAAUGUGAAUGUAUCUCGAUAGAAUUGGCCCACUGAUGAACCUAGGAGUUCUCUGGCUGUAUCACAAAUCAAAACCAAAGAAACAACUACAGUGUCUUCUUCCUGUCUUUUUG